Messenger RNA from Olea europaea var. sylvestris, 1637 nucleotides. RefSeq names its product glutamyl-tRNA reductase 1, chloroplastic-like. Gene Ontology annotation, biological process: tetrapyrrole biosynthetic process. The transcript has a single exon. Lineage: Eukaryota; Viridiplantae; Streptophyta; Magnoliopsida; Lamiales; Oleaceae. The record is from RefSeq and is a predicted model, not a curated record. The annotation marks the transcript as partial. Gene Ontology annotation, molecular function: NADP binding; glutamyl-tRNA reductase (NADP+) activity.
UUACACGAAUGGUUUCUGAUUUUGUGUAUCUUUUGUUGGCAGAUUAGUGCUGUUCCUGUUUCAGAGCUUUGUCAGCACCGAUUUUUGCUGUAUAACAAGGAUGCUACACAUCACUUGUUUGAAGUAUCUGCUGGACUUGAUUCCCUUGUCUUAGGAGAAGGUCAGAUUCUUGCACAGGUAAAACAAGUAGUUAAAACUGGACAGGGCAUCCCUGGCUUUGAUCGCAAAAUUAGUGGGCUGUUUAAGCAUGCAAUUACAGUUGGAAAACGUGUGAGAACCAAGACAAGUAUUUCCACAGGAUCUGUUUCAGUUAGUUCAGCUGCCGUGGAACUUGCUUUAAUGAAACUUCCAGAAUCUUCUCAUGCUACUGCAAGAAUGUUGGUUGUUGGAGCUGGCAAGAUGGGAAAACUUGUGAUCAAACAUUUGGCUGCGAAAGGUUGCACGAAAAUAGUUGUUGUUAACAGAACCGAGGACAGAGUCUCCGCCAUACGCAAGGAGCUUGAGAAUGUUGAAAUAGUCUACUUGCCUCUCUCCGAAAUGUUAGCACGUGCUGCUGAAGCCGAUGUCAUCUUCACCAGCACUGCUUCUGAAACUCUGCUGUUUUCAAAAGAGCAGGUUCAGGCUCUUCCCCCCGUGAGCUCUCAGAUUGGAGGUCGGAGGCUAUUCAUAGAUAUUUCUGUUCCACGAAAUGUGGGAUCAUGCGUUUCAGAUGUUGAAACUGCACGCGUUUAUAAUGUGGAUGAUCUGAAAGAAAUCGUGGAAGCUAACAAGGAGGACCGGUUGCACAAAGCAAUGGAAGCUCAAGCAAUUAUCGUAGAGGAAGUGAAACAAUUUGAAGCCUGGAAAGACUCCCUCGAAACUGUUCCAACCAUCAAGAAGCUUAGGGCAUAUGCAGAAAGAAUUAGGUCAUCUGAGUUUGACAAGUGUUUGUCUAAGAUGGGCGAUGAUAUCCCGAAGAACAAAAAGAAAGCCAUAUACGAUCUUAGUAUAGGAAUAGUGAACAAACUCCUUCAUGGUCCAAUGCAACAUCUACGAUGUGAUGGAAAUGAGAUUAGGUCUCUAAGUGAGAUACUCGAAAAUAUGCAUGCUCUCAACAGAAUAUUCAGUCUCGACACAGAAAUCUCCGUACUGGAACAGAAGAUACGAGCCAAAAUUGAACAGAAUCAGAAGUGAGCUUCUUGAAUCUACUGCUCCAUAAUACUUUGUUAUUUUCUCUAACUGGAGGAAGAAUUUCCUCCCUCGGUGCUGAUAUUUAGGAUGAAUUUCAUCGAAUUCUUUUUGAGCAUUCCGUUAGUUGUAUGAAUGUAGCCUUUGUCCGGGGACAUUUUCAAGUCCCUCCUGUUUUAGUAAAGAACAGCAGCCAUCAUAGGGAGGGUAUGAAUUUAAAUGGCUAUAAUGAAAGAAGUCUGAAAGUUCUCAGGUGAGUCUUCUUCAAUGUUUUUGUGAUAUUUACUGUAAUUGGCUUGAUUGAAUCGUGCCGGAACUAAUUAUACUAGAUAUUCAAAUUCCUCUCAUUAGUGUUUCCCUCUCUGAAGAAAGGAAGUAUGAUCUGUAUGUUUUUCAUGAAAAUGGAUUCCCUGAGAACUCGAUGGAUUUUUGUUGUUAUAUCUUAUAUGGAAAUAAUGAUUCUAAAUCUA